AUGACUCUUCUUGAUUCUCUCUCAAGAACAGUCCCCAAACAUUUGGCAACAAGAAAGAUUAGUCUUGUUUCCAACUUUAACAACCAAUCGAAAGCAGCAUCUUCAUCGUCGUCGAACCAACUCCAUCACAAACAACAUUCUUCAAACUCAUAUCAACUACUUUCUAACUCGAUACAGAAUAACAGUAAGAAAUUUGCAUCUUCCUCAUUGAAAACCUACUUUUCAAAAUCUUCUGCUCUCAUUCAGACUGCUGCUGACAAUGAUUCAAACAUGAACAACAACACUUCGAGAUUCAAUCAUUACAGCAUUGGGACGGUGUAUGAAAUUGCUGAUCUUCCUCUUUCGCCGAUCACACUCAAGAUGAUCAUGUCCUUUGGUAAAACCAUUAAUCAACAAACACUUGUUGGAGCUUCGUAUUGGUUGAAAGACGAACUGCCGAAACGUUUAGCUCGUCAAGUCAAACAAUUAGAUACAUUACCUCAUGGAUUGAAUUUAAUGCCGUCCAUACGAAAAGUGAGAGAAUUGUACUUGUCGAGUUUUAAUGAUGUCAUGAUGUAUAAUGAAUUGUUGUCGAAAGGAAGAGAUGAAGGAUUGCAAUUUACUAGAAAGUUGCAAGAUAUUUAUGAAAGACAUCAAUCGACGAUUAUUAAUGUGGCAAAGGGAGUGUAUGAACUGAAAACCAAAAUGAAAGAAUCCAUCUUUAAGAACUCUCCAACCUUUGAUUUCUCAGAAUAUUCAGAUCUUCAUGCUUCUCUCGACAGUUUCCACAUCAACAGAAUCGGUAUGCGAACCAUCAUUGGACAACACUUGUGUCUUCACGAACAAGCUCAUCAACCAAGAAAAGGUUUCAUUGGUCUCGUUCAAAUGGAAACCAAUCCUGCCCAUGUAGCGCAACAAGCCAUUGAACAUGCCUCUGAUUUAUGUCGAAUGACAUAUGGAACUGCACCAAAAGUGAUCAUAAAAGGAGACACAAGUAUUGUCUUUCCCUAUGUUCCAAGUUAUUUGUAUUACAUCUUGUUUGAAUUGCUGAAAAAUUCAAUGAGGGCCACUGUGGAAAAUCACAACCAUGCUGAUUUACCACCCAUUGUCAUUACCAUCUCUGCUGCGAAUGAUGUCAAGCUUCGAGAACAUGUAUGUGUGAAAAUUUCGGAUGAAGGGAAAGGAAUUCCAAGAAGGGAUUUACAUAAAAUUUGGACUCACUUGUAUACAACUGCAGCCAACAAUGUGGACAUGUUGAAUGACGAUAGUUAUUCAGAGUUGAACGGUCCUUUCUGUGGAUUUGGCUAUGGGUUACCACUCUCUAGAUUGUUUGCUCAAUAUUGGGGAGGUGAUUUACAGUUGAUGACCAUGGAAGGAAAUGGAACAGAUUGCUACUUGUAUUUGCAUUGCUUGGGAGAGACUGAAGAAGUCAUCCAUUAA
Molecule: messenger RNA, 1419 nt
Organism: Naegleria lovaniensis
Lineage: Eukaryota; Heterolobosea; Eutetramitea; Acrasida; Naegleriidae
Exons: 4
Coding region: 1-1419 (472 amino acids)
Biological process (GO): regulation of glucose metabolic process; protein phosphorylation
Cellular component (GO): mitochondrion
Molecular function (GO): pyruvate dehydrogenase (acetyl-transferring) kinase activity
Source: RefSeq, a predicted model, not a curated record